CUCACCCUCCCAAUCCCUCUUCUUCCCCUUCUUUUUUUCUCUUUCUUUCUUUCGGGUUCGGUGGAAACCCAGCCUUGCUGGGUUCGUCGACCAGCCAAGGCUGGGUUCCGUCGAACCCAGCUUUGCUGGGUUCCGUCGAACCCAACUUUGCUGGGUUCGGUUGAAACCCAACCUUGCUGGGUUCGUGACCAGCCAAGGCUGGGUUCAUCGGAACCCAGCAGAUCUGGGUUUCGACGAACCCAGCCUUGCUGGGUUUGGUUGAAACCCAACCUUCAACCGAACCCAGCUUUGCUCGGAAAGCUUGGUUCUUGUUUUUUCGUUCUUCUUUCGACUUCCAUUUCCAGUUGUUAAUAUAUUUGGAGAUUGAUUUAUAAUUUGAUUGCAUUUUUGUUAGAAUUUGAUUAAAGUUUGAUUGUAUUUUUGUUGAAAUUCGAUUAGAGUUUGAUUGGUAUUGUUUAUUGAAGGGUUAUUUUGAUUUGGUAAGAUCUGCCAGGUUUGAGGUUUCAACGAAACCCAGUAGCUCAAGUUUCCUUGAGAAAAGAGAAGAAGAAGAAAUGGGUGGGUUAAGAUCGGUUUUGUGGGUUAAGAUCGGUUUUGUAGAUGGAGUGGAGAUGAGAGAGCAUUCAUGGAAGAAGAAGAAAUGGGUUAAGAUCAAUUUUGCAGAUGGAGUGGAGAUGCGAGAGCAUUCAGAGAAUAAGAAGAAAUGGGUUAAGAUCGAUUUUGCAGAUGAGAGACCAGUUUGCAGGCGAGAGACCAGUUUGCAGGCAACUGGAAUCCAUUGGAGGGGUUUUGCGUGAAGAAAAUGAAGAUGACAUGUCAUA
Molecule: messenger RNA, 821 nt
Organism: Rubroshorea leprosula
Lineage: Eukaryota; Viridiplantae; Streptophyta; Magnoliopsida; Malvales; Dipterocarpaceae
Source: the annotation of a GenBank genome assembly